Molecule: messenger RNA, 1492 nt
Organism: Hordeum vulgare subsp. vulgare (domesticated barley)
Lineage: Eukaryota; Viridiplantae; Streptophyta; Magnoliopsida; Poales; Poaceae
Product: transcription factor CSA-like
Exons: 3
Coding region: 174-1166 (330 amino acids)
Biological process (GO): regulation of DNA-templated transcription
Cellular component (GO): nucleus
Molecular function (GO): RNA polymerase II cis-regulatory region sequence-specific DNA binding; DNA-binding transcription factor activity, RNA polymerase II-specific
Source: RefSeq, a predicted model, not a curated record
CUCCUUCCUAUAUUAGAGAGGGACUCCCCUCGCAGCGGCAUCAACAGCAAACAAGAAGCUGUCCCUUUCGCUCUCCUCUCUUGUUCCGUUACCACUCACCCUCCCGCUCCUCUCCUCUCCUUUUAAUCCUCCUUAAGCCAGCCUUGAGAGAGAGAGAGAGGGGGGGAACGAGAAUGGCUCGCGAGAUGAAUGGCUUCUUCAGCCACCCUCCGCCUCCUGCUCCGGCUCCGGCGCCGUACCAGGAGGAGCAGGAGGAGGCGGUCGCGGACGUGGACGAGGCGGAGGACGGCAGCGGCGGGCAGGGGAAGCUCUGCUCCAGGGGCCACUGGAGGCCCGCCGAGGACGCCAGGCUCAAGGAACUCGUCGGCCAGUACGGCCCCCAGAACUGGAACCUCAUCGCCGAGAAGCUCGACGGCAGAUCAGGGAAGAGCUGCCGCCUGCGGUGGUUCAACCAGCUGGACCCGCGGAUCAACCGCCGGGCCUUCACGGAGGAGGAGGAGGACCGGCUCAUGGCGGCGCACCGCGCCUACGGCAACAAGUGGGCCCUCAUCGCCCGCCUCUUCCCCGGACGCACCGACAACGCCGUCAAGAACCACUGGCACGUCCUCAUGGCCCGCAGGCAGCGGGAGCAGUCCGGCGCCUUCCGCCGCCGCAGCAAGCCCGCAUCUUCCUCCUCCUCCUCCAUCGCCCCGGCGCCGCACUACCCGGCCGUCGUCCUCCAGCACCAGCACCAGCACCAGUACCAGCUCCACGGCCACGGGGCAUCUCCCAUGCCGCUCCAGCCCUUCGCCAUGGGGGUGGCGAUAGCAAGCGGGGUGUACAGCAAGCCAGCCACGGCCAGCCGCGCCUACAGUGGCGGCGAGUCCGACGAGUCGGCGUCCACCUGCACCACCGACCUCUCCCUUAGCUCCGGCAGCGCCGCCGUCCCCUGCUUCUACCACCACCACCACCACCAGGGCUACGACAUGUCUCCGCAAGCGCACGCGGUGGCCCAGGCGUUCGCGGCGAGCCCUCGCUCCGCCUUCUCCGCCCCGUCGUCGUCGUCGGCGCGGCAACAGCAGCGCAGACAGCAGCAGUACGAGGAGGAGGCUAGCGGCGCCGCCGGGCAGGAUGGCGACAAGCUGAGCGUCCCCUUCUUCGACUUCCUGGGCGUGGGCUCGACAUGACCGGGCUGGCGGUGCGGUGUACAGGUGGAGGCCGAUAUCAUCAUCGUCAUCAUCAUCCUAAGCGGUAGCGGUAGCGGUGAAUCCUUGCUAGCUAGUUAAGCUUAGAGUCUAGAAGAAGCAGACUAGGAGAAAAUGAGGAGGAGUUUAAGUUGUUUAUUAUGGCGAUUUAAUUAUGUGGGCAUAUGGGUAUGGCGAUGGAUGUGACCUCUCUGGUCUCACUCCACUCCUCAGUUUUGCUGCUGAUUACUUAUUCAGAUGGUAAACAAGUCGCAUGUAAUGUAAUGUAGUGUAAUGCAUGUAAUGGUGGCAACCCAAACUUUUAGUUU